AUGAUCGAGCUGAAGGCCCUCUCCUGCCAGGACCUUUCCCUGCCGCUCUUUCAAUGGGGAUAUCCGCCCCCGGUCUACGCCGUCGUGUCACUCGGCGACGGCGGCGGCAGUGUCACCCGCAAGCAGUCACAGAGCACCCCCUUCGAUCGCUCCGGCGGUCGGAACCCGGAGUGGAACCAGGAGAUCCGCUUCGACCUCGCCGCUGCAGCCGCGGAUGGCUCCUCCUUGAGAUCCCUCCUCCUCGAGUUUGACUUCGUGGUGCGCUCCGGCUUCGGAGGCCUCCUCGGCGAUAAGAUCGUGGGGUUGACCCCGAUCCUACUUCGUGAUCUCGUCGAGGGUUACUCCCGGGACGCUUGCAGCAGCGACAACCGCUUCAAAUCUGUGAGCUACAAGAUAGAUUCCCCCAGCCGCGGAGUCCUCACGUUUCGUUAUCGGGUCAGGUCCCACCUCAAGGACAGCAAGCUGCCGCCUCGAUCGCCUCCUAACCUGCAAUCGCAGAGCUGUGGAAGCCCUCAUGGCGGUGAGUACGAUGCACCCGUCCCGCCUCGACCGGCGAUGCCAUCCGGCUUCUACCCACCUCUUCCCCUGUCGCCACCGGCAACCCACCUAUACGGUCCUCUUCCGACCAAAUCUCCCACGCAGCAGCUACUGGGGGCAACGUUCUACGACUGCUGCCCAGCUCCUCUCCCUCCCUCUCCACCUCCGCCGUCGUCGGGAUUGUACAGACACGCGGACUUCGGACUCUGGGGGAGAGAACAUCAGAUAUCGUGGUCGCCGGCCGUCCCCUUUCCAGCCCCGCCGGCUGAUCCCUACUCCCCGCCUUAUAGCGUCCACGGUUUCCCUGGAGACGGGACCGGCGCUGCGUAUCGAGAGGAUUACGGCAUCCCCCACGCCGAAAAUUCUUCCUCCAUGUUCCUCUGGAAGAUCUCUCAGAAUGGAGGGUACUGA
Molecule: messenger RNA, 948 nt
Organism: Spirodela intermedia
Lineage: Eukaryota; Viridiplantae; Streptophyta; Magnoliopsida; Alismatales; Araceae
Source: the annotation of a GenBank genome assembly